AUGCAACUCGACCAGCUGCUCGAAUCGCAGACGUCCUGGCUCUUCAGACCGGAAGGCUUGGCAGACGCACGGGCGCUGAAUGUUGCCAUGCGCACCCCCUCCUUCAGCAACAUGCAUUUGAAAGGGGCUGACUGGUUUCUGCUGGGCAGCCAGCUCCUCCUGCAAGUCGCAGAAUUCUUGCUUGAGCGAUUACCGACGGUACCGGAGCAGUAUCCCAGCAUCGCAGCAGCGAUAGCAGCGGGCUGCGACCACAUCGCCGUUGAUCCAUCGUACCACGACGUUCGCAGCCUUGAAAUCCGUACCCCAUUGCGCUUGGUCUCCCGUGGGGCCAUGCUGCAAGGAUGUAUCACCGUAAUGGGUGCCCCACUGGAGAUGGACGGCGUGGUGCUGACUGGCCCAGGCACAGGUUUGAUAGCUCGCUCCGGGGCCAACGUCCGCCUCAAGAACUGCAGAGUCGAAGGCAAGACCUUCCACGGCAUCAUUGUGGAUCAGGGCGCAGAUUGCGAGCUGAUCGAUUCGGUGAUUCGCAACAACGCUCUGCGAGGGCUUCUAGUGCUGGGGCAGGUCUACCAGACGGGGACCAUCAUAAGCGAGAAUGGCAUCGACCCCAAUGAAAAAGACUCGCACUUCCUCUACCCUCGCCGGCUGCAGACCCGUCGCAAGUAUUUUCCUUCUUCCCAGCAGACACAAAGUCAGGAGAAGUGCGCUGAGGCUGGCGUAGCCAUCCUCGGCGGCCACACUGUCGAGGACCUGGAGCCCAAGUAUGGGCUUGCUGUAAUUGGUGUUGUGCAUCCAGACAAGGUGUGGCGGAACAAUUCACUGCAAGCUGGGGACCGCCUCAUCCUGACCAAGCCGAUCGGCACGGGCAUUCUGGGGACGGCGCAGAAAAAAGGAAUCUUGAGUGACGAAGCUCGAGAUUGUCUUCAGAAGACAUUGUUGCAGCUGAAUCGAUCCGCAGCGGAAGUUGCACGAGCAACAACGCAGGUACAUGCUGCAACGGAUGUCACAGGCUUCGGCUUGCUUGGCCACCUCCGCGAGAUGUUGACUUCCGAUGACGGCAGCGAGCCGCCCGCCAAGAAGGCCCGAGUCACAACCGGCCCGAGCGAAAGACUUGGAGCUGUGCUUUCAGCUGGGGCCGUGCCGCUUCUUCCUCAGGCGAAGGAGCUGGCGGUGGACGAGCAAUGUGUUCCUGGUGGUUCGGUGAACAACCUGAAGCUGGUUCAGACUGGAGGCCUCACACGCAUCGCGCAGGGCGUGUCCAAGCAGAUGCAGCUGUUGCUUGCCGACGCACAGACAUCAGGUGGUCUGCUGCUGGCGGUUCCGCGGGCAGACUCGGAGAAAGUUGUGGUGCCGUGCUCAAUGCAGAGGGGAGGGUCACAGCAGCCCAACCUCUCGUUUGCUUGGGCUGAGGCCGCCCUUCGCCAGGCACGAUGCCGCUGUGGUGGCGCUUGUCCGGAAAGUCAGCUUGACGACCAAAGCUGUUCAACUAUGUCCAGUUAUUGA
Messenger RNA from Symbiodinium sp. CCMP2592, 1503 nucleotides. The record is from the annotation of a GenBank genome assembly. Lineage: Eukaryota; Dinophyceae; Suessiales; Symbiodiniaceae.